AUGCGUUUGAGCCAGUUCUCGUUGCUUGCUCUGGGAGCAGCAACAGCUAGCGCAUUCCGCGAUACAUCUCCUUUUUUCCUUGCGUCGACCUCUGAGCUCCUAUCUGCUUCAGCACAGCUGAAAUCUGCCACAUCUCUUCUCGAUGACCUCUCUACAACACUCAGCACGUGCCCAACGGACUACUAUGUCAUUGCAUCCCAACCCGGUGUUCACGCCACCGACUUCAGUGCACGCAAAUCCGCGCCCCGCCUCGCAGCAAAGUUGACGGGUCAAGACGAGACAAUCCGGUCAGCUACGAUAAUCAAUGAAGUUGCGGGUAUUCUAGAGACAAAACAGAUUAGGAGUAUCCUUGAAAGCGGAUGUGGUGCCCAGACCACGGUAAUCGAUGCCUCAUCUGGAUCUUAUCCGACCGAGUUUGGUGCAGAGCCACGGGUUAUCAUUGUUGAGUUGUCGUCCCUUCCGCUCGGGUCUGAGCGGGAGCAGCAACUCUUCGAUAAUGACGCUUUGCUUUCUGACAUCGUCAGCCGCCUGCCGUCAAAGAAAUACACUCUUUUCUACCUUACUACUCCUAGGGAGUUCGAGGAGAACGAUUCCCCUGUUUACCAGCAGCAGAGCGACCUUUACCAAGACACUGUGCACAUUGACUUGAAGCGGGACUAUGCUGUGCAUUCCCGCCGCGAAGAAACAAUCAAUAGCUCCCUGUUUGACGAAUAUCAGUACUUUACUCCAGGUCUCUUCAUGGGGCUCAUUGCCGCUUUCUUUUUCUUCGCUAUCCUCUACGUCGCUUUCAGUGCUCUCCUAAGCCUGCAGGUUCCAUAUGCGGCUUUCGAGAAGGACACGUCUACUACCGUUCAGAAGAAGCAGCAGUAA
Aspergillus calidoustus is the source of this 870-nucleotide messenger RNA. Lineage: Eukaryota; Fungi; Ascomycota; Eurotiomycetes; Eurotiales; Aspergillaceae. The record is from the annotation of a GenBank genome assembly.